AUGUCAGCUCCGGAGCCAGUCCACGUCGACCCCCACAAGGGUGGUGACGGUCACCUACACCUUGCCAGCGUUCUCGAUGAGAAGGAAAUGUCGGUACAGCUUGGAGGCGGAAGUCGCCAUGGGAGCGAUGAUGAAGGCGUGGGCCUUCGUCGAGAGAUGCCCACCGACGAAGAAAUGUUGACCCUGCGCCGAGUUGCAGACAAGAUCCCCUGGAUCACGUUCAGUAUUGCCUUUGUCGAAUUGUGCGAACGGUUCUCCUACUACGGCACAAUUAACGUCUUUACCAACUUUAUUCAACGUCCCCUUCCAGAGGGAUCAACGACAGGUGCCGGUGGUACGGACAGGAUCUCGGGUGCUUUGGGCUUGGGUCAGCGCGCAUCGACUGGUUUAACACUAUUUAACCAGUUUUGGUCUUACAUUAUGCCAUUGGCUGGUGCUUGGGUCGCAGAUCAACACCUGGGCCGUUUUAAGACAAUUAUGUAUUCCAUCGGUUGUGCAUUGGUCGGCCACAUUAUCCUCAUCAUCUCUGCAAUUCCUCCGGUGAUUGCCAAAGGCAAUAGCGCAAUCGGUGCGUUCGCUGUUGGUAUGAUUAUCAUGGGUAUCGGAACUGGAGGUUUCAAAUCCAACAUUUCCCCCUUGAUUGCAGAGCAGUAUACUGAAACUCACCCGUACAUCUCUACCACGAAAGACGGCGAGCGAGUCAUUGUUGACCCUGCAGCAACUGUCUCCCGUAUCUAUCAUUACUUUUAUCUCAUGAUCAAUAUAGGUGCCCUUGUUGGUCAGAUUUCUAUGGUUUACGCCGAGAAAUACGUCGGGUUUUACUUGUCUUACACACUACCGACGGUCAUGUUCUGCCUUUGCCCAGCCGUUUUAUACUUCUGCCGCAAUCUAUACAUUCUCACACCACCGCAAGGUUCCGUCUACGGCAAAGCAAUGAGGGUAUGGGGUUUGGCUAUGAAGGUUACCGCAACUUCCAGGACCCGAACAUUCCGACAUGGGCUGUUGGCUUGCAAAGUCUUCUUGUGGUAUCCUCUCUUCUGGCUCGCGUACAACCAGAUGACAAACAACUUGACCUCUCAGGCUGCCACCAUGACUUUGAAUGGUGUCCCUAAUGAUGUCGUUAACAACCUGAAUCCCUUCGCGCUCAUCAUUUGUAUCCCCCUCAUGGACAAAUUCGUCUACCCAACCUGCCGCAAGCUGAACUUGAAAUUCACCCCAGUCAAACGCAUUACGGCCGGUUUCUUCGUCGCUUCCAGUGGUAUGAUUGCUGCCACUGUGACCCAAUAUUACAUUUACAAACUGGGUCCUUGCGGUUAUUAUGCGAAUGAUUGCGCAGACAAGAGUAUCCCAGCUCCCAUCAGCGUCUGGGUUCAAGCCAUUCCCUACGUCUUCGGUGGUAUCUCCGAAAUUUUUGCCUCUGUUACCUCCCUUGAAUACGCUUUUACGAAAGCUCCAACAAACAUGAGAUCCAUGGUUCAAGCCAUCGCCCUUUUCAUGAACGCCCUCUCCUCUGCUUUGGGCCAAGCCCUCGUCUCCCUUGCGGAAGAUCCCCUUCUGAUCUGGAACUACGGUGUUACAGCAUGCCUCACAUUCUGCGGCGGAGUUGGUUUCUGGUUUACCAACCGCCAGACCGAUAAGGAGGAGGACGCCCUUAACACUCUGCCGAAUUCGCACUUUAACGGCAACAACCCCGAUGAUCUUGAGAAGUCGGUUUAA
Uncinocarpus reesii 1704 is the source of this 1716-nucleotide messenger RNA. RefSeq lists its product as uncharacterized. The coding region runs from base 1 to 1716 and encodes 571 amino acids. The transcript has 7 exons. Gene Ontology annotation, cellular component: membrane. Gene Ontology annotation, biological process: oligopeptide transport; transmembrane transport. The record is from RefSeq and is a predicted model, not a curated record. Lineage: Eukaryota; Fungi; Ascomycota; Eurotiomycetes; Onygenales; Onygenaceae. Gene Ontology annotation, molecular function: dipeptide transmembrane transporter activity.